Messenger RNA from Halichondria panicea, 6565 nucleotides. Its product is annotated as leucine-rich repeat serine/threonine-protein kinase 1-like. Lineage: Eukaryota; Metazoa; Porifera; Demospongiae; Suberitida; Halichondriidae. The coding region runs from base 157 to 6408 and encodes 2083 amino acids. The transcript has 5 exons. Gene Ontology annotation, biological process: protein phosphorylation. Gene Ontology annotation, molecular function: protein kinase activity; ATP binding; protein binding. The record is from RefSeq and is a predicted model, not a curated record.
GGUUGCUUGUUUUGCAAGCUCAGCUAGCUGUCUGCCGUCAGAAAGAUCAACUGUUUGGAGCUACCACGUCGUAGAAGGCUGCAGUAAGUUAAUGCCAUAUGACUAUGAGUGUGACUAACUGAGUUGAGCUAGCUGAGACUGAGCUGAGCUGAGAUCAUGACUGAGCUGGACCCAUCUCGUUGGGCGGGUCGAAACAGGCACCUCUCCUUGCAUCCUGCUGGAAGUGAGCUACAUCGACUCUGCAGGUCAGGUGACCUAUCGGCUGUUAGGAGCUAUCUCAACGAAACUAUCACUGAGACGGUGGUCAAUAGAGCUGCUGGAGUUAACGGAUGCACACCACUCCACGAGGCAGCCAUGUCAGGACGAGCUGAUGUUGUCAGACUAUUAAACGAUGAGUGUGAAUUUUUGGACAUCAAUGUCAGGACACAAAAAGGACCUGCGUUUACUUCCCUCCAUCUUGCUGCCGAGAGGGGACACGUUGACACGGUAAUGGCGUUGGUGGAUUGUGGAGCAUCUCUGAGUGCUGUGGAUCGAAAGUGUCGGACAGCUAAAGACAUUUCCCUGGAGAAUGGCCGCUGGCAAGUGGUAGUCGCAAUAACAGUAGCUGAAGUGGAGAAUGCAACUGUGAAUGGAAACAUAUUGAAAAUGACCGAGGCUCUCACUCAGCUGGAGAAGCAGACACGCCUCUCAGAAGAGCUGUCCGAAUGGAAACAAGAGAAGCUCAACAUUUCGCUCCGAAUCGCCUGCAAACUUGGAAACCAUAGACUCGCUGUACUGUUAAUAAAAGCAGGAGCUGACAAUUUUGAAGAGUGCAUCAAAAACAGUGCACGUAUGAACCACAUCCUAGCCUUCGUUCGUCUCUGUCAAGCUGCUCGAGAAGACGAUCAGACAGCCAUUGACCUCCUCCUCUGUUGGGACGAAGAUGAUGUCUGCUCUCACCCUCGCUACUCCUCGGUCAUGCAGUACAACCAUAUCCUCAUGCCCCUUAUCGAGAAUGGUACUCUGUCAGUAGCUGUACCUAUAAAGGUGGCUCUCAAGUACAAGCACAUACAAGCAGCUGCUAAGCUCCUCUCUAAGACUGCCAAAUCCCCUCAAGCAAAGCUCAUCGAUUGGCACCAUCUUGAACUGGAAAAUAUAGAGCCUGAUUGGCUAACACAACACGACUACUCCACACUCACCUUAAUAUGUCUCUCGUUCAAUUCUUUGAAACAGAUACCGGCAGAGGUGCUCAAGUUUAAUAAUCUGGAAAAGCUGCAAGUAGCAUCGAAUGAACUUACUUUCGUUCCCUCUGAAUUAUUCUGUAUGGACAGGAUCCAGAGCAUUGAUCUGUCUCACAACAAAAUAGCAUCUCUACCAGAACAUCUCAUGGACCGUGUCUCAGAAUCUCUAUGCGUCCUGAAUGUAUCUCACAACAAACUGACAUCUUUCCCCGACUACUUCACACACUCCAAGCUCACACAACUUGACCUCAGUGGCAACCAUUUCCAAGCCGUCCCAAAGUCAAUAUUUGGAAUGCGUUUUCUCGAGUCACUCGAUAUCAGUCACAAUUGCGAGAUCAAGCAUGUUCCGUACGAGCUUGGCGGCCUCAAGCAUUUAAAAGCCCUCUCCCUAGAGAAUGUACACAAUGCUGUCAACAUCCCUGACCCUGACCGACAAAGGGGCUCUGUGCUUAAAUUCCUUCAAGAUCGAUUCAAAUCAAUGCAGACGGUUACGCACUAUGAAGUUCAAGUCAUCGGUUUUCCCAAGCAAUCGAAAGCUUUGGAUGGAAUUAUGAGCAUUUUAGUCACCUCAGAACUCAAUUGUAGCGUUCUGAAGUUCGCUAGUCCCUCUCAGUUUUUAUUCCUCCACGAAGUGUUUCUCAUGCCAAAUGCUCUCUACGUUGUUCCGUGGGACUGUCACAACAAGCAAGACGCAAACGACCUCCACAUUGUAUUGCGUCAUCUCUCCGUUCACUCUCCAAGCUCUCCGAUUAUUGUUGUCGCCUGUUGGAAGUCCAUUCUGUACGCACAUUCUGAGCUGGCCGUGGAGAAUCAAAUAGCCGAAUCUUUAUGGAAGGAUCUCAGUGAUCAUAUCCAUCUUCAUCACGUCUUGCUGGAGGGGGGUGAAAGUGUCGUGGAAACUGGAGGGGAGACAUCAGUUCAGAUGUUCUUGGAUGCCGUCAGUCGGGCUGCCGAGAGAAUAAAGACCACCUCUUUUGUGCCUUGCAGCUACUACAAUUGCGACAAGCUUCUCAAAACCGAAUCCGAGAAAAUGCAAAAAGACAAUCGAUCGCUUUUUGUGAGUGGUUGGGAUUUUUGGGAACUGAUUCGAUCUAUGCCGUCGCAUGACCUGAGCAGUCACUAUGAGCUCCCAGAGCUCAUUAAAUUCCUCAGCUCCAUGGCAACUCUUGUCCAUCUUCCUUGUUCGAAGGACUCCGAAACCUACUAUGUACUCAGUCGCCAGUGGUACUGCCACGUGCUUGGCAAUGUCAUCUCUCAAAAUUCUCUCCUAAUGGCUAGUUCUACCUCUGCUGUGGUGAGACAAGAAGGACUCGUGGAUCUGCUGGGAAGCUCUUCCAUACGACUCCCCAUACCGACAGCACUACAGUAUGUUCUCAACAGAAAUGCCAUUUCCCUGGCCUUGAGCAGCGAAAGGUGGCUCCUCCCCUCCAUGUUGAGUCCACAGCCUGACCUCAUCUUCAACAACUUCUCAUCUGGUGACCUACGUCGACAGUACACCUGUACGCUUGUACCGAUCACACUAAUGGGCCGACUUAUCACACACCUACUCAUCAACAUGGAGAGUCUUACCAAAUACAUCUCGUUUGUCUCCUCGGGCACUGCAUCUUCCCCACCGCCGAGAGCCGUGGAUUGGAGGUAUUGGCAGAACGGUAUCGUGUGUUGGAUGAACGCCUGCAAUUUGGUGUACAGUAUUGAGAGGAUCGAUAUAAAUACUGAGCCGUUUCACCAAGGAAUCGAGAUUCGAGUUGCCAACACAAAACUUGGCCACACCACGAUGCACAUCCUCAGUUUUAUUGUCGACAGCCUGCUCAAGAAUUGGUACCCCACUGUUUGGAGAACUGUUGAAGUGUGGGUGCCCUGCAGUUACUGUAUACACAUUGAGAAACCCAACGUCCCCUCUAUCUCAUUUCAAGAUUGUCUGUACGCACUGUCCAAAGGUGUUGGGGUCAAGUGCAUCCAACACUUAGAGAAGAUUGUCCACAUUGCAAAAAUCGUUCCAGACUUAAUCCAGGAAGACAUUGAUGCGGACUUUUUCAUCCCCCCUAACUCUGUCAGUUUCAACUCUAGUGACAGGGCCACCUGUCUCAGUCCUGCUCCCACGGAGACCAUAUUCAAAGGCCAGUACAACAAUACUCUUGUUGCUGUGAAACCAUACCCCCCACCCGUACCAAACACUACUGGUAAAGAUCCCAAUGUACUCAAAUCUACACCAGUACUCGAGAUGUGGACAGAAUUCGAAGUGUUUCUUCACAUGCAAAGAGCAAAGUGUCCGUUCCUUCUCAGCAUAAUCGGCAUGUGCCCGGAGCCUCUCUGCCUUGUGCUUCCAUUUGCCAAGUGGUCCUCACUCGAAGAAGUCAUCAGUAUCAAAGAGAUCUCUGUGCCUCGAAUUGUACGUCUGCGAAUGGUAUACCAGCUUGCCAAAGCCCUUGAGGCACUACAUUCAUAUCAUGUGAUCCAUCGCAACGUGUCCCUGGGCAAUAUCCUUGUCUACUCACUCUCAACUAAUGAUGAUGUCAACGUGAAACUUGCCGGAUUCUCAGAUGCCUGCUAUGGAGUCUUUCAAGGUAUUGGUGUUGGUUGCUAUGGUACUUUCCCUGCCCCGGAGAUGUUACAAGUGUCAGCUAGCGAGUACGAUGAAAGAGUGGACAUUUUUGCAUUUGGUUUUGUGGCGUAUGAGAUCAUCACCCGAAGUACUGUUCAUGUCCGUUCCAACUCUCCUUUCCAGAAGCAAAGUGAUUCACUCACCUCUUGUGACAGACCGUCGCUGAACCCAGUCAGAAAUAGAGCUCCCUUUCUCUGUGAGCUGCUCGCAAAAUGCUGGAACCCGGACGCCUUUAAACGGCCAUAUGCCAACAAGAUUGUCGAAUUUAUGAUGUCACCUCUUCACACACUGGUUCAAGAUGGAAAUCUCAUCAAUGAAAAUCACGAAUUAUAUGCAGCAACAGCAAAAUUUACUCGAGUCAAGAACUCAUUCCACACCGAUGUGUUUAUUUGCAGUGGCGAACUGACUGGUCAAAGCACAGCUUAUCUGACCCACCUUUCCUUACCUGACCUUGAAGUGAAUCGAACUGUUGAGCUGCCAAGUGAGUUUGUGAUUUGUAUGGGGUGCGUGGGAUCUCAGCUUUGGGUGAGCUUCUCCAGCAAGAAAGUUCGUGUCUACUCAAGUUUGGGCAAGCUGGAGUUCAUUAAUGAGUUUUCGUUAAGUCAUCACGUUGCGGUUGUAGGUGUGAGCCCUACCUCAGUGUACCUAGGCCUUGUGAAUGGAGUGCUGCAAAUCUAUGAUGUUACUGACAAGAAUAUCCCAACUGAGCCGAGACACACAAAAGUUGUGUGCCACGAAGAAGAAUUCAAAAGUAUUGAGCCCCUUGAAGCUUCUGUGAUGUGUGCUACUCGAAAUGCCGUGUAUCGAUUGCAUCCAGAUACUUUAGACCAAGAAGCAAAGAUUGAAAUCACUGCAAAAGCAGAAAUCCGUUCUAUUGUGCUCUCUGAGCCUGGCUAUGAAGACGAGGAGCAACCUGACACACUUUGGAUCACAUUCAGACGUACGGAUCAAGUGCAAGUGCUCAACUCCUGGACUGGAGCGCUCCUCUACACAAUCAGCUGUGCCACAAUUGUCUCCAUAGACCCUAACAAGGUGUGGGUGUAUUCUUUGAGGGUAGUGUUGGACACUAUCUGGAUUGGUUUGAACACUGGACACAUUCUUAUCUUUGGUGCCGUGGCCACCUCCCCUCGUCUCAUCUCUCACCUCCAUGUGCACUGCUCCCACGUUCGUCAGCUCCUCCUACUCCAUCCCUCCUAUAUGGGGAACAUGACCGUCCUCUCGGCCAGUGAAAUGCUCAAUACAUCUCAAAACAAGACGGACACACUCUCAUCAUUACGUCCAACAGUGCCUGAUUCCGUUCUGGUAUUGAGUGUGGGAACUGGAAUAAAAGAAGACUUGCCCAACGUGAAGCAUUCUAUUCUAGACAACUGCAAUAGCUCUGUCAAGCAAAGUGGACUCUAUACUGUUGUGUUGGAGGGCAUGACUGAGUCGAGACUUGAAGCAGUGGAAGAAAUUAGUUGUCGUCAACCUAUAGCCUACAUGAAGAACUGUGAUGAUCAACAUAUUUACGACGUGCCUCCAAUUGAAGACUCUGACGAAGAAGAAAUUAUGUUACGAGCCAACACUUGGUCAGCUGACGUGGCUGAGUCCCCCAUUCAGUCAAAAAUGCGCACACUACCCAGAAUUGACCCUCCUGUUCUCAAUACCAUUCCAGAAUCAAGUAGUGAACAAGCUCCACCUCUACCCCCAAGGCCUGACGACCUGUCGCCAAGUGACACAGCUCAGAGCUCGUCUACUGAACCGAAGAAAAAGCGAAAGUUCUUCAAGUUUAUUAAAAAGAAGAAAGAACCAGUUCCUAUCCCAACUGACAAAGAAAGUGCUCCCCUGACAAGUCACAAAAUUGAUGUUAAUACACAGAACAACAAAGAUGGUAAUUUGCAGCAAGUUGGUGAGAGCCAAGCCACCACCAGUGAUAAUAGUGAAGAUUCUCUCGAUUAUGACUACCCAUUCAAUAACAUUCUGCGUACACAAUCUUUGAGGCAUCAGCCCCAACCUCAAAUGCCAGACUAUCGUCGCAGUACCAUGGCAACUGCCGACCUUCAGCUGGAAGACUCAGCCAGAUGUAAAGACUUUGACCCUUACGUUACCAUGCGAGCUGUGCAGGUAGCUCUAAAACAGCUUAACACUCCCCUGCCAUCGUUCGGGGCUAAACCUACUAGACAGCUGUCAGAUGAAGAUAUUAUGGUUACAGUAGACGACUUCUUGGGAAAGAAAAAACCACCUCCAUUGCCUGCAAAGCCAAGCACUCAGACAAAUGGCAGCUCCAUUGUCGACUCUACAGCUGCUGCCGUGCCCCCUGGAGUCUAUGCAAAACCCAAACCACCUAUUCUGCCCUCCAAACCAAACCAGUCCUCUUCAGUGCUCCCACCCCCCGUUCGACCUAAACCUCCCUCUCUUCGACGCCCUGCUGCAAAUCUCAAGCCCUCCACAGCCCCCAAACCAGUGAUUGUUGCCACUGACGAUAGUAGUAGACGUCAAGGAACAGUGUAUGGCAAGGUGGAACUAACGAGUGGGAGUGGCACUGAAGUGAGGGAUUCAAUUAUCGAUGACGUGGCUUACGUAACUGUUAGAAGACACCAAAAUUGAGUUGAUGAACUGUGUAUUAAAUGACAUUGUAUGAUAAUAAAGAGUGGAAUGUGAACAGUCUACAAUGUGAACAGUCUACAAUGUACAAUGUUAUUGUUUAUCAGUUCUUGUUUGUUUGUGUUUCAAUGUCUCAUGUUGACAACUUUGAGUUUUUUUA